CUCGUUCAUUGGUGAAUUGAACCCUGAUUGAACCUUACAGUCUAUGGAUUGAACCGCAUAUUCAUGACGUUGUCAAGCCAUCUUUUGUGCAGUAGUAUCCCGUGGCCUUUUUCACGGCAACAUUAUCAACAUACAGCGACAGAGGGAACCGACAUGUAUGAAUUUUAAAGGAACAUUCAGUCCUUUGAAGUUUAAUGAAGGACAAAGACAGGCGCUAACAAAAACCUAAUGUGUUAGGUUAACUUCUCUUCCUCUCCUCCUGGUUAUCUCUGCUCCGUCCGGUGCUGCUAUGGACGGCUCUCUGCUACCCCUGCUCACCGUCGUGCUAUCGGCCUGGGCUGCUGUCGGAGAUCCGACCGGACCAGUACAUGUGGACGGAGCUCCACCCUCCAAAAUAGCGGUGGUUGGGGCGGGGAUAGGAGGCAGUGCCACGACACAUUUCCUGCGGCAGCACUUUGGCCCUGAGGUCCAGGUGGACGUGUUUGAGAAGGGGGAGGUUGGAGGCCGUCUUGCAACUGUAACAGUCAAUCACAAUGACUAUGAGUCUGGGGGCUCCAUCAUCCAUUCCCUCAACCUUCACAUGCAGGACUUUGUCAAACAGCUAGGCUUGAAGUACCGUCGCAGUGUGGCAGGUAAGACGGCAGUGUUUAACGGCGAGGAGGUGAUUCUGGAGGAGACAGACUGGUACCUGUUGGACCUCUUCCGGCUUUGGUGGCGCUAUGGCAUCAGCUUCAUACGCCUGCAGAUGUGGGUGGAGGAAAUUAUGGAGAAAUUCAUGAGGAUCUAUAAGUACCAGGCUCAUGGAUAUGCGUUCAGCACGGUGGAGGAGUUGCUGGACUCUCUCGGAGGGAGCGGUUUCAUAAACAUGACUCAGAGGCCGCUCUCUGAUUCACUGCUGGAGCUGGGUGUGUCGCAGCGCUUCAUCGAUGAGGUCAUCGCGCCCGUCAUGAGGGUCAACUAUGGUCAGAACGUCAGCAUCCCGGCCUUUGUAGGCGCUGUGUCUUUAGCUGGUGCCCAGAACAACCUGUGGGCGGUGGAAGGAGGCAACAAGCUGGUGUGUUCAGGCCUCCUGAAGAUGGCCAACGCUAACCUGCUGCAAGCACAAGUCACCUCUAUCUCCCCGCUCUACUCAGAGUUUUCGACAGAGUUGCCUCAGUACGAGCUGAACUUCAGCACAGCAGCAGGGACCAGUUCAGAGCUGUAUGACAUUGUGGUGUUGGCGACACCGCUCCAGGCCAGUGUCAGGUCAGGAGUCCUCUUCCAAGGUUUCAACCCCCCCUUUGACGAACUCCCUGGAAACUAUCACGGCACUGUAGCAACUAUUGUCCAUGGUUACCUCAACACCUCCUUCUUUGGUUUCCCGGACCCCCGCCUGUUCCCUUUCGCCAGCAUUUUGACAACUGAGACGCCUGAUCUGUUUUUCAACAGUGUAGCCAGCGUUUGUCCCGUCAACAUCUCGACAGGCUUCAGACGUAAACAACCGCAAGAGGCCGGAGUCUAUAAAGUUUUUUCACCUCAACCUCUGGAGAAGAGUCAGCUCAAAGCACUGUUCAGGUCCUACUACUCGGUGCAGGUGACAGAAUGGCAGGCCUACCCUUGUUACGGCAGCAGCGAGGGCCUGCCGCCUGUGGAGCUCCACCCAAAUCUCUACUACCUCAAUGGCAUCGAGUUAGCCGGCAGCGCCAUGGAGAUGAGCGCUGUGGCGGCCAAGAACAUUGCUCUGCUGGCCUAUCAUCGCUGGAACAGACAGACAGACAUGGUGGACCAGAAAGAUCUGAUGCACAGGAUCAAAACUGAACUAUGACCUGGUCAGCUUACAGCUGAAACCUAGAAGUGUAUAUGCUGUGAAGCAGAAAAGAAGGGGUCAGGGUAAUUGUAGCUCUUUUAGUGUCACAAAGCUGUAAACUGCACAAAAAGUGAGCUCUUAGCUCUGCAAUUUGAUCAGUAAAAUAUUUGUAAUAGGAUACUACAAUGUGACAGGUUUGGUUUGGGGCUUUUUUGUGCUUUUAAUUAGAGAUAGGACAGUGGAUAGAGUCAGAAAUCGGGGAGAGAGAGAGAGUGGGGAAUGAUAUGCGGGACUACAGACUACGUACAUGAGGCGCGCUAAAAACCUCUACGUUACUUUUUAUUAUAAUUUAUUACUAUAAACAGCAUCUUGAACACUGGAUUUGAUAACACUUGAUUGUGGAUAUAUUAUAUCCUGACCCUUCUUUUCUUUGAAUAAACUUCAACAUACAUUUUAAAGGGGCGUCCGAUAGCCUAGUGGUUAUGUCGUGCGGCCCACGUACGGAGCCUAAAGUCCUCGCCUCAUCAGCCGUGCGUUUAUAGUAAAAUCAGGUGUCAGCCCUUUGCUGCAUAUCAACACCCACUCUGUCCUCCCAAUGUUUCCUGUCUCUCUUCAGCUGUCCUGUCCAAUAAAGGUAGAAACGGCCCAAAAAUAUAAAUUCAAAAAACAUACAUUUUCAACAGAAGAGUUGCAUUAAGUCUUAAACUCAUUUGAAGUCUAGUUGUUAAAGGCAUAUGAAGGCAAGUUUCUGAUUUCACUGACUGCUUCCUCUAUAUGUCAGCGAUUUGCAGUCUUGGAUUGGGAUUGAUUGCUUUGGUUAAUAAGUGAUUUCAUCCAAAAUUCAAGCUGCAGUCAGCUUUUCUGGGCUAAUGCCGUUUAACAGAGUUGCUUGUAAACUUCAAAAACACUUCAUGCCAGCAUGAAUUAAAGCGUUAAAAGGCUAUUGUAACAUUAUUCCAGUUACUGUUUUAACUUAAACAACAGCAGCACUAUUAGCUGUUUACUUCCUCUAACUGUUUGAACUGCAACACUUUGUUCAUUCAGAAAAUAAUUCUGAUGUGACUCAUGGACAUGGCCACUGGUGCCAUGCUCUGUUGCUCCUUUCAUCAGACUGUUUCAUUAUCUCCCCUUCCUGCUGCUUUUGUUGCGUAAUCCAGCGGAAAGAUUUUUUUUUUUUUUCUGGGGAAUGCAGCCAACAAGCUUUCACACUGGACCAAAUGCAAGCAGAGGGCUGAUCUGUGGAGCGAUGAAGAUGACACUUUUUUCUUUGAACCAUGUAAAUAUAACGCAUUUUUAAUAAACUACUAUGGUCUUUGAAAAACACAUGAAGAUGGAGCUGACCCUUUAGUGUUAGAAAUGACAAGUACACCAAAAAGAAGGUGGUAUGUUGAAGCAUUUAAAAAAAUGACUGUUUAAUAUGCUCAUAUGAAUUCAGAUCUGCCUUGUUUAAAUCAUAUUUAUUAACAAAAUUCUAAAAACAGUGGAUUUGGACUAAAGUAGUUUUUGGACUCAGAAAAACAAAAAACUUGUCAAGUGAAUGUGCUGUGACUUCAGUUAUUCUCAAUUAAUGGAUAUUGAUAUUGUGUCGUAAUGAGGAAACAACAAUACCCUUUAAACUGAGGAAUUUGUUUGAAGAAGUCAUGAUGGUGUCAGAAUUAAAGCCUUGACACAAUAAAAGUAUUUAUCUGAAAUAAAAGAAACAUAGUCGCUAAGGUUUUCAAGACUACUGGAAGAAGUAUUUUGACACCUAGGUUAAAAUAAUUCUUCCAACAAAAGAAAAUCAACGACAAUGCAGGUUUCAAAGUUAAGGUACUCGUUAUGCAGUAAAAUCCCCUCCAUGACUCAUAUUUACAUAAAUAAUAUUAUUGGAUUCAUAUUACUGAUGCAUCUUUCUGUUAUGCCAGGUAAAGGAGGAUUCAAUCGCUGUGUAUACUGUGAGGUACUCAAGGACAGUUUUCAGUUAUCUUUCUGUCAGCUAUCAUAAAAUAAGUCUUUGGGGAUGAGAUGUCGUUAAUGUGGGGAAAGAAGAAAACAAGUUCUGAAAUGCAAAAUUUGUGGGUUUUUUUUAUUUUCACUUUCAUCUCAUCUUUAAAUUUUGUGAAACCACUGGAUUUAACCUUUCACAAUGUGUGGGACAUUACAUUAAAUCUUGUUUUGAAUGUAUUUUACAAAUUCAGUACAACAGUGCUUAAUGUAGAAGGAGUAAAGAGUACAAUAUUUCUCUCUUGACCUGUAAGGAUGCACUUUAAUCCGUUGUUGAUCAGGUGCCUGAGUUUUUCACUGAUUUUUGCUCAAAGUAAAUAAAUCCAAUAAUUUCCAAAAUGUGCAUGUUUAUGUUGACUUUAGGAACAGACGAAGUGGGGAAAAACUGAGCUAACAUAAUCCUGUGAUAUCAAUUAUUAAAUGACAAUGAUUAAUAAGACAGAUGUGGCUGAUGACACGUAUGCAGUGUCACUCUUGUAUCUUUCUUUUCUAUCAAGAUCAGCAUGUUUCAUAUUCCAUCUGCAUCCAAACAGUUUUAAGUGUUUACAACGUAUACUGUUCAUUAUUCUGGCUGUUUAUAAAAAGAAAAGCACUGGA
Messenger RNA from Labrus mixtus (cuckoo wrasse), 4366 nucleotides. Its product is annotated as prenylcysteine oxidase-like. The coding region runs from base 290 to 1804 and encodes 504 amino acids. Lineage: Eukaryota; Metazoa; Chordata; Actinopteri; Labriformes; Labridae. The transcript is spliced from 7 exons. The record is from RefSeq and is a predicted model, not a curated record. Gene Ontology annotation, molecular function: prenylcysteine oxidase activity. Gene Ontology annotation, biological process: prenylated protein catabolic process; prenylcysteine catabolic process.